CCCUUAACGGCUGAGAUUAUCCAAAUUUUCUAAAUCUCCCAAAACCCAAAACUCUUUCUUCUCCAUUUCGCCGUGCAACAUCAAAAACCCUAGAAUCAAUGGCGCUACUCACUCGAAUCCGCUCGUCGGCCUCUCUCCUCCGCCACCUCAACCCCUCCCCUCAAAUCCGCUCUCUCUCCUCCGCCUCAUCGAUCCUCUCACCCGAUUCCAAAACCCCACUCACCAGCAAGCAAAAGAGCAAAACCGCUCUCUCUCUCCUCAAAACCGAGAAAGAUCCAGACCGCAUCCUCGAGAUCUGCCGCGCCGCUUCCCUCACUCCCGAUUGCCACAUCGAUCGCCUCGCUUUCUCCGCCGCGGUCCAAAACCUGACGGAGAACAAACACUUCUCCGCCGUGACGAAUCUCCUCGACGGAUUGCUCGAGAAUCGCCCCGAUCUCAAAACGGAGCGUUUCGCCGCUCACGCGAUCGUUCUCUACGCUCAGGCCAACAUGCUUGACCACUCUCUACGCGUCUUCAGCGAUCUCGAGAAGCUGGAGAUCCAACGCACGGUGAAGUCUCUAAACGCUCUGCUCUUUGCUUGCUUGGUAGCUAAAGAUUACAAGGAAGCCAAACGUGUUUACAUUGAGAUCCCUAAGAUGUACAAAAUCGAACCCGAUCUCGAAACUUACGACCGUAUGAUCAAAGUGUUCUGUGAGUCCGGCUCCUCGAGCUCCUCUUACUCCAUCGUUGCGGAGAUGGAGAGGAAAGGGAUCAAGCCCACGAGUUCCACCUUUGGUUUAAUGAUUGCUGGGUUCUACAGAGAGGAUAAGAAGGAAGAUGUAGGGAAAGUGUUGGCGAUGAUGAAAGAGCGCGGCGUUAGCAUCGGUGUUUCCACUCAUAACGUUCGGAUCCAGAGUUUGUGUAAGAGGAAGAGAUCUGGAGAAGCAAAGGCUUUGCUUGAUGGGAUGUUGUCUUCAGGGAUGAAGCCGAACGCUGUCACGUAUGGUCAUUUGAUUCAUGGGUUUUGUAACGAAGGUGAGUUUGACGAGGCCAAGAAGCUGUUUAAGGCUAUGGUGAACAGAGGGUGUAAGCCUGAUAGUGAGUGUUACUUCACUUUGGUGUAUUACUUGUGUAAAGGUGGAGACUUUGAGGCGGCUUUGAGUCUUUGUAAGGAGAGUAUGGAGAAGAAUUGGGUUCCGAGUUUCGGUAUCAUGAAGUCGCUUGUUAACGGACUAGCGAAGGAUUCGAAAGUGGAAGAAGCAAAAGAGCUUAUUGCGCAAGUUAAAGAGAAGUUCACUAGAAACGUCGAGUUGUGGAAUGAAGUUGAAGCAGCAUUGCCUCAGUGAAUGAAAGAUUAGAUAAGGCCUUUACCGAUUCCCAGAUCGGUACUUUCAAAUUUACAUUCUAUUUCUCUCUUUACAGGUGUCUGAAUAUCUUUACUUGUCAGCAUGAAAUAAGAGAUAAGUGUUAUCUUUUGAGCAUUGAUCUUGGCAGCUAUAGACAACUCUGUUUUAUUCUGGCUCAUGCUUGUUUUUUUCAGACAGAAUCAUGAAAUUGGUCAUAGGUUUCUCUAUUAGUUUUGGUUUUUGGAUCAGAGAUUGAUCUUAUCUGUAUGAUUGGUCAAAGCAUUGAAACGGUUUUAGCCUGUCAACACUCAAUCGUAUGCCACAUAUGUGUUUAUAUUA
Messenger RNA from Brassica napus (rape), 1664 nucleotides. RefSeq names its product pentatricopeptide repeat-containing protein At1g61870, mitochondrial. The coding region runs from base 99 to 1325 and encodes 408 amino acids. Gene Ontology annotation, molecular function: protein binding. The transcript has a single exon. The record is from RefSeq and is a predicted model, not a curated record. Lineage: Eukaryota; Viridiplantae; Streptophyta; Magnoliopsida; Brassicales; Brassicaceae.